AUGGGUCUGGCCGUAGCUGCGUGUCUGAGGCUGCAGGCAGAGCUGGUUUCGAGGGGUCACCCCGGGUCGCUCACCAGCAGCCUGGUCUGUUCUGGGUCAGGUGGCAGCCUGGAGGCUGGGGGGGGUGGUGGUGGGAAGGUGGGGGGCGCAGGAGACCAAGAUGGAGGCACGCCUACAGCACAUGUUCCUAUUGGCUGGCAAAGGAUGCUGGAGGGCGGAGCUGUGGUCUAUAUCAGCCCCAGUGGAGCGGUCCUGUCCUCUGGGGACGAGGUACGGGCGUACCUCCUGACCGAUGGCACCUGCAAGUGUGGUCUGGAGUGCCCCCUGGUCCUGCACAAGAGGUCCCGCCACUACUCCGCCUCCGAGGCCGGCCUGGCGUUCGCCGGCGCGCCCCAGCCCUCCGCCAGGCCCUUCUCUGCCCACUCCCCCACGCCGGGGGGCUCCCCCAAGUUCUCCCUGCUGCCCGCGAGCCCCAAGAGCAGGCUGGAGGGCAUGCUGCAGCAGUACAAGGACAGCGCCGGCCACGACCUCUACCCCCAGCACCAAAGCAACCAAAGCCAGUUCCAGCUGCCUCCCCUCCCCCCCUUCCCUCCCAGCUCGCCUGUGCCGGAGCGGCGGAACGGGCAGCAGGCGUCGGCGGCCAGCCCCGGCCCUGGCGGCUCGGGGCUCCUGGGCCUCCCCGCGGGGCAGCUGCUCCAGCAGCACCAGCACCACGCCGCCUCUUUCCCCGCCAGCAGCCUGCUGUCGGCCGCCGCCAAGGCCCAGCUGGCCAGCCAGAAGAGCCAGGGCCACGCCUACAGCCAGGGCCGAGAGGCCCCGCCCAAGGUACCCAUCAGCACUUUACAGAGCCGCCCGCCUGCCAGCAGGUCCCCCGGCGCCCUGCUGGUCCCCCUCGCCCCGCGGACCCCUCCGGCACCUCCCGACAAGUCUUCCAGGCACAAGCGGCAGCGGAGGUCGCCCACGGUCCUCAGCAUGCUCAAGGAGUCCCACCUGAACAGCCUCCGAGCCGGGGCCGAGCUGCCUCCCUCGCCUGCAGAGAGGGGCCCCCCUCAUCUCCACCCGCCGCCCCCCCCCGCCUCGGAGAACCACCUUCACCACCCGGCGCAGGCCCCGCCCGCCCAGGCCGCUCCCUUCUCCGCCUUCCCCAGGCUGCCGGAGGCCCAGGACCCCCAGAGGAGGAGCGGGACCCUGGGCGCGGCCGCCCCCCAGCCCCUCUCUGCCCUCCUCCAUCUGCUCAGCGUCCAGAGCACCCAAGCGGCCUCCCAGCCUCCGAGCGGCACUGCCGCCUGCGGCCCCGCUCUGUCCCGCACCCCUCCUGCGCCUGCUGGCUUCGGGUCCGGACCGGCCCACUCCCAGAGCCAAGCUGCGUGGCCUGCCCCGGCCACCUGCCAGAGCCAUUCCCAGCAUGCCUCCCAGCUGCACGGCCAGAGCUACCAUCAUCCCCAAUCCCAAUCCCAAUCCCAGCCCGUGAUGCCUGGAUUGGACAGGUCCUCCCCCUCCCCCUCCGCGCAGGCCUUAACUCUGAUGAGCAUCGGAGUGAGCGACUGCGGAAGCCUGGGUUUGUCCCAGGGGGAAGCGGCGAACGUCGGCUCCAAUCCCAACGCCCUCCCCGGCCAGAAUCCCCUCUUCACCCUCCACCCCAACCCCGGCGGGGGGCCGGACGUCGGCAGCCAGCUGCUGGGCCUGUUGGGACACCCCUCUUCGUCCUCCGCGGCGCCCGCGGGGGGACCCUGCUCAGGGACCGGCGGGUCAGUGCCCAGGAUGGGGGCGGGCGAGGCUCUGCCCGCGGGAGCCAGCACGAACGGGGCAGGGGGACAGACUGUACAGGCCUCUCAAGGCUCCCCCGGGAUCAAGACCCCCCCAGCCUCCAGCCCAGGGCCAGGCCUGCUGCCCCUGGCGGAGUCCUUCCCCUUCAUGAGCCAGGAGCAGCUCCUGCAGCUGCUGUCGGCCAGCUCCGGGCUGCCCUCGUUGCUGGGCCCGCCCUUCCUGGGGUCCUUGCCUCUUAGCCUGUGGAUGAGCGGCGGCGGGCAGCAGACCCAGCAGCAGCCACAGCAGCAGCAGCAGCAGCAGCAGCCACAGCAGGGCCUGCUAAACCAGAGCUCCCAGUUGAACUUGCUGCCCUCCAUGCUGGGACCUCAGGGGGAGGUGCCGCUCGGUUUGCUGGGCCUGCUGAAUCCCCCGCCCGCUCCUGGCGAGCAGGGGGACAAGCUGGGACCCCAGGCUCUGCUCACCGCUUCCCUGCUGCUCGGCCAGCACCAGGCCGCCAUGCUUCCUCUGGCGGGAUUGGGCAACCUCAACCUGGAGCUGCUCCUCCAGCAGCAGCAGCUGCCGCCCCUGCAGGACGGCCCCGGCGCGGCCCAGCCCCAGCCCGUGGAGAAAGCCCCCGUCCUGGAGGCCCUGCUGUCCGGCGCCGCCCCCGUGGAGGGGCUCCAGGGCUUGUCUCCCGCCGAAGGCCCCCUGCAGGCCCUGCAGUCUCUGCUGCUCCCCACGCCCCCGCUGGCCCCUGCCUUCCUCUCCCUCAGCCCUGCCCUGCUGGCGGCGGCCCUGGGUGCGGCCGACGCCCAGGCCCUGCCUCCGCACACUCAGGUGACUUCUCCCAGCUCCGCUCUGGCCUCUACCUCGGUGUCCAGCACUUGUACCACGACGGCGUCCAGCUCUGGCGCGGAGGGAGCCGACGCCCUGCUGCCCGGCCCGGGCAAGACCAGCCCCCUGCCUCCCCAGCUGCUCACCCCCCUACUGGGAAACGGGGUGCUGGGUGAUCUAUCGGCUCUGGGUUCCGGCAGCCUGGCUCUCAAUAACCUCCAGGCCAUGCUGGGGGCUGGACCUCUGCUGCUGCCCCCACUGCAGGCUCCGACCCUGGGCAUGCCACUAAUCCAGGGCCAGGCUGCAGGCCUCAACCCCAUGGCCUGCUUGCUCAACAGUCUGCAGCUCAACAUGGGCCCUACUCUUCCUGUGGGGGGUGACAAGCCAAUCAACAGCUCUGGCCAAACAUCAGACAACACUAGCCCCGCCCCUCUGGAAGAAGCUCCAGCCAAUCAGCUAGCCCAGGAUUCCCUAACCAACUCAGGCCAUGCCCUGGGCUCCCAGCAGCGCUCCGGACCAUUGGACCCCUACAGCUCCUUCAUGGAAACCAUCUACACUUCUUUCCUGCAGGUCACUGGGAAGAAGGCCUCGGAUGGGGGCCCCUGUGGGGGGCAGUCAGGGGCCCCGAGUGCCUUACCCCCCUCUCCCAGUCCUUACCCCCAGGUCCCAGGUGAUACCAUGCCACCCCUUCCCCAGAACAGUGGACCCCCCUCCCUGAGCCCCCGACGUGCCUGUACCCUGCGCAACCAGGACCUGUCCCGUUUAGGGAUGGAGGCAGCCCAGUCACCAGCCAGGGGGACCCCCAAGCUGAGUGAGGAUGGCUCCACACCCCCUCCCCCGGGGGCUGCCCACAAGGCCGGUGCCGGCGGGGUCCACUGUGACCCUCCCCUGGGCCCGGCCUUCCCCGCGGCCCUGGAAGAAGCCAAGACGGACUCGUCUGCUUGUCCGUACAGCAACGGCGUGCCCCCGGACUGCGCCGGCGAGAUGGAGGGCGUCUCCGAGGAGAUGUCGGAGAGCCCUCAGGCUCAGGCCAUGUACCCCAACCCAGGAGAAGGCAUGAAUGGGACAGCUCUGUGCCCCAGCACCCAGGAAGGGCACAGUCUGGGACUUGUGGGUGCACAGGAAGUCAUGGGGCAGGCUGUGCGAACAGGGGGUGCCAGGAGAGGCCGAAAGAGGAAGCAAGCGCUGCAGAAGCUGCCCAGUGACCUGAGGGAGGCAGAAAGUGUGAACACAGGCGAUCAUGGGACUAUGGUGGUCCAUCAGAAACCAGAGAGAUCGGUAAAGAGCAAAAGGAGGAGAGUGAUGAGGUAACGUCUUCUGCUGAUCAGAAGUCGACCCCAGGCCCUGGCAUGCCCACAGUGCCCUGCAGCUGGGCCCAUAGGGCAGCCCUUGCCCACAGUUCCUCAGGUUCCUUCCCUGUGCUGCCUGUGCCUCCCUUCUCAUGACCUCCGUGUGGCAGGAUGACGCUGGCUGUACCCAUCCCUCCAGCCCUUCUGUGAUCUCAUCCAGGCUGCUUCAGGGGUAAAAGAAGAUGUUGCUGCUGUUUGAAGAAAAAGCUCCGAGGGUCCCUUUGGUGUGAGGUUUACUUGAAUCCUCUCUUUGCUUGUGCUUUCUGAAACUCCGUAAAAGAGUCCCCUGCUUUCUCCUAAACAUUACCUCCCCAUCUUCUCCACCUCUUUCAACCAAUCUGGUCCUGGGCAACGGGCCCAGUGAGCAGUCCUUUCAUUCCAUCAUGAAUUAAAGCCAUUGAGAGCCUUGCCUCCGUCUGCUGCUCAAAAAGAUAGCUUGAGCCACACCGUUCUAGCGACAUGGAGCACCAUUGUUGAAACAUUGCUUUUCAGGAUGAUGGAGAAGCAGAGGGUGGGGUAGGAGUGGUAGUGAGGAGGAUGUUAAAAAGCCUGCGUAAGGCUGGCAAAGGUCUAAGAGAAAAACCUUAAAAGCAAUUUCAGAGUGAACCCAACAAGCCGCUGGCAUAUGAAUUAAUAAUGCUAAUCCAGUUAUCGGCAAAGCAUCUUGGCACUCCCUUAUACAAAAGAAGUUUUAUUAUUCAGUGUUAUAUUUAAUACUGAUUUUUUUUUUUAAAUAGCACCUGAAGGUUUCAGAAAUGUGUGCUUCAGCUGUUUGUGUUGUAGGUGGUAAGAUGAGAACGGACAAGACCGUGAUGUCUUGGGGUAUCAGAUGGUGGAUGCCAGGGGUCUUGGCCUCAGUUCCUGGAGGGGCCGGUCUUCUGGGUUCUCUUUUGUUCCACCAGCGAUCUUGUCAUACCAUAGGUCAAAUAAUCUAAUUACCUGUAGGACUGUUACGUGUCCAACCUGAUACUUUAUCGAUAACUACUGGUAAAAAAAAAUGCAUCGUUUCCAUAAACAACUGGAAAGGAGUUCUAAGAAAAUUUCUAUACAGGGCUAAGAGAAUGGACUCCUCGGUGUGGGACAAAAGCCUAGGCCUCCCAGAGGCGAGUGUGUGACCCCUAGCAUUGGCUGAUCUGUGCGCCUUGAUGUGGCAUGCAGGCCUGGAACGUAGCAGUUUCUCAAUAGAGUUGUGUGAGCAGGAGAAGUAGAGUAGAUUUAUUCUUGGUGUUUUUUGCCAGAUUUCUAACCCUGAAUUGGACAACUGACUGACGGCGAUUUGGAAAACAGGCAACAGUUACUGUAUUUAAAGAAUGAUAAUAAUAAUAAUAAUAAUAAUAAUAAAGCAAAUUAUGCAAUUUUUACUAUUGGAUUUUUUGUAUAUAUGUACAGAGUUAGCUUUAUCUUUUGGUUUUGUAUACUAUUAAGACACUGCAAUUUUGUCAAUUUUUGAAAUUUGUAAAAUAUUUUUCCCUUUUUUAAUAUUUACAUUUUUUUUGUAAAGAAGAUACUUUUAAAAUUGUGAGCUGUAGCUUUUAUAUGGGAG
This is a messenger RNA of Lepisosteus oculatus (spotted gar), 5475 nucleotides long. NCBI's taxonomy places the organism in Eukaryota, Metazoa, Chordata, Actinopteri, Semionotiformes, Lepisosteidae. The record is from RefSeq and is a predicted model, not a curated record.